This is a messenger RNA of Coniophora puteana RWD-64-598 SS2, 705 nucleotides long. RefSeq lists its product as uncharacterized. The transcript is spliced from 3 exons. The record is from RefSeq and is a predicted model, not a curated record. Gene Ontology annotation, molecular function: UDP-glucose:glycoprotein glucosyltransferase activity. Lineage: Eukaryota; Fungi; Basidiomycota; Agaricomycetes; Boletales; Coniophoraceae. Gene Ontology annotation, cellular component: endoplasmic reticulum. The coding region runs from base 1 to 705 and encodes 234 amino acids.
AUGCUCUGCGUUCCCGGCUACAGGCCCUCUGUUCGAGGCUUUGGAAACGUUAACACUCGAGACCUCAACUGCUCUCCUCCCCCUCCUCUCGCACUUCCCCUUUUCCGCCCUUCCAUCGCCUUUCUUGACGGUGGCGCCUUAAGCUCGGAAAUGACGCUAUCUGGUCUGUACGCGGCUGCACCCAGGCUUGCGGUUGGCGCACAACGCCAUGAGGAGCGAUUUCAACAGGAGGCGUCGGGUAGAUUUGCAGGAAAGAGAUGCACGUCUUGGAUAGACUGGUACGGGGAGGUGUUGUGCGAUGCGGAGGAGUUGAAAGAGAAAGGGUCCUCAUCGCCAGGCAAUUCGGACUACGCGGCAUUCAAGCCCCUGCCCUUUGAAUGCGCGCACGCAAUCCCGCCCUCGCUCAACGAGCCCCCAUUCAAGAUCGUGCUCUAUGCAGACCAUAUGGCUGAUAGUUUCGCGCCGAUCCAUGCCGCGUUGCUGUUGUUGGAGCCAGGGGUUGAAUACGCUCUUCUGUGGGCGCGGACUGCUCGGUCCGGCGAAGGCAAGGGCAGUCUUACGGACGGGUACGGGGUUGCGCUCGACCUAAAGAAGACGGGCUACCUGGUUAUUGGCGACCGUGCUCAUCGCUCGGACGACGCGGCGUCUUCGACGGGCAACGAGGAUGCCGGAGGAAAUAAUAACCCGCAUAAGUCGCUGCCGUAG